CCUGGCGUUAACGAUGGCAUCGUGUGACUGAAUACAGCUUCCUUGUGGGGACACAAAGCAGGUACCUUCUUUCAUAUUUGCAAUAAAAAUGGCUGAAACUGCUCCUGAUGCAUCUGAGAAACUGGUCGUCAUUCACUCCAGAGCUCACAAAGAUACCAUUCUAGCUAAUUUUGAAGAACAAAGGAAGAAAGAUUUUCUUUGUGACAUUACUCUGAUAGUGGAGAAUGUUCAGUUCAGAGCCCAUAAAGCUUUGCUCGCUGCCAGCAGUGAAUACUUUUCAAUGAUGUUUGUAGAUGAGGGUGAAAUAGGGCAGUCAAUUUACAUGUUGGAGGGAAUGGUUGCAGACACUUUUGGAGCACUGCUAGAAUUUAUCUACACUGGUUAUCUCCAUGCCAGUGAAAAAAGCACAGAACAAAUUCUAGCUACUGCACAGCUUCUAAAAGUGAAUGACUUGGUAUGGGCCUACUCCGACUAUCAGGCCAGCCAUAGCCCAAGUAAUGCACUACCUGCUCCAUCUAGCAGUGGAGCUUCAGUAGCUAUUAUUGCAAAUGAUGUGAAAAAUGGAGAUCCACCAAAGCGAAAGCGAGGGAGACCUAGGAAAGUCAAGAAUGCCCAAGAAGAAAAAUCAGGAGCAAAUUCUGCUGAAGAUGUGCAGCUGAGAGAGAAUAAUUCCAUGCAAAAUAAACAAAAUUUUUUGAAAAAAGAUAUUGCAGCAGAAGAAACAGUUGUCAGUGAACAGGUGCCUGUGAGGAAAGAUGCAGAAGAAAUUGAACGUGCGUGCAGCUCAGAAGAUGCUGUGGAUCUGUCAACUGAGAAAGAUGAGAAUUAUGAUCCCAAAUCGCAAGGAAUACAGAGCACUCAGAGCCGUUACAGCAAACGCAGAAUAAAGAGAUCAGUCAAGCUAAAAGAUUACAAACUUCUUGGUGAUGAGGAUGAAAAAGGACUGGCAAAGAGAACUGAUGGGAAAAAAAAGCGUACAGGUUCUGAAGCUCGCUGUAAAGACUGUGGCAAAGUAUUUAAAUAUAAUCACUUUUUAGCUAUUCAUCAAAGAAGUCAUACAGGGGAGCGCCCUUUUAAGUGCAGUGAAUGUGGCAAAGGCUUUUCCCAGAAGCACUCUCUUCAAGUCCAUGAACGGAUGCACACUGGAGAGCGGCCAUACACGUGCACAGUCUGCAGUAAAGCUCUAACAACAAAACAUUCUCUCCUGGAGCAUAUGAGCUUACAUACAGGGCAGAAGGCUUUUACAUGCGAUCAGUGUGGGAAAUACUUCAGCCAAAAGAGACAGCUCAAGAGUCAUUAUCGAGUACAUACAGUGGUUAUUUUACAGGAAAGUGCUAUAACAAAGAUCACUGAAGAGAUACAGGGGAUCAUUUAUGCACUGACACUUUUUUUAUUAUUGCGACAAGGCCAUUCAUUGCCGGAAUGUAACCAGUGUCGUCGCAAAUUCAUGGAUGCAGCUCAGUUAAAGAAACAUCUAAGAACACAUACAGGCGAGAAGCCAUUUACUUGUGAAAUUUGUGGCAAAUCAUUCACAGCUAAAAGUUCUCUUCAGACUCACAUUAGAAUUCACAGAGGAGAAAAGCCAUAUUCUUGUGGUAUAUGCGGAAAGUCCUUCUCUGAUUCCAGUGCUAAAAGAAGACACUGUAUCUUACAUACAGGCAAAAAGCCUUUCUCCUGCCCAGAAUGUAGUUUGCAGUUUGCCCGUCUGGACAAUCUGAAGUCUCAUUUGAAAAUUCACAGCAAGGAGAAGCAGUUUCAGGAGGCGAGCAACGUUCCAAGCAGCAACACUAAUUCAGAAGAGGUGAGAAACAUUCUUCAGCUGCAGCAGUAUCAACUUUCCACCUCUGGAGGGCAGGAGAUUCAGCUACUGGUUACAGAUGCAGUACAUAAUAUAAACUUCAUGCCUAGUCAUAAUCAAGGUAUUAGUAUCGUUACGACGGAAAAUGCUCCAAAUAUGACAACAGAGCAGGCUGCUAAUCUCACACUGCUUGCUCAGCCACCACAGCAGUUGCAGAACUUGUUGCUUUCAGCUCAGCAGGAUCACGCUGAACAAAUCCAAAGUAUCAAUAUGAUGGCAAAUCAAAUUGAGACUGCCCAGCCUGAACAAAUGCAUGUUAUCACUCUUUCCAAGGAAGCACUGGAACAUCUCCAUGCUCAUCAAGGACAAAAUGAAGAAAUCCACUUAGCAGGAUCUUCGCAACCAGCUCAGCACAUGCAGCUGACUCAGGAAUCAAGUCAACAAUCUCACUCUAGACAAGAUACAGUUUCUUCACAUCAAAUCAGUGAUGAACAGAACCAAAAUGUACACGUUUCUGACUCCCAUCAGCAAUUGCUGUCAGUAAAUGAGUCAUCUCAUGAGCAUCCUAUUCAAGACCAAGCUUUUUGAAAUGCUUAUUUGCCAUCAGGAGGGCUAGGCUAUAGCAUACUUCUCAUCCAGGCAGUGAUUACAUGUAUCACACUUCCUUUUGUACAGCAUCAUCUGUGUGAAGAUGCAUUUCUUGCUGUGUUUUUUUUUUUUUUUGAUGAAUGGCAUUCAGUUUUCUUAAUAUUAUUUAUUUUAGACUUUUAUUAUUCCUGAUAGGCAUUUCUCCACUAGUUAGUCCAUACCUCACAAGUGAUUAAUACCUUUUUUGUGCCUCAUAAAAUUUAUGUCUACUGAACAGAUAUUUGGCCCCCUACUGCAUUUCAGUGUGCAUCUCCAGGGAAGUGUGCCUUGCCACUUUAAGUAUUUAAGUGUUUAGGAUAUCUGCUGAUGAGGAAGCAUAACUUCUCUGAUGGAAUCAGCAUUACCUGAACUGCAGUCAGGCCUCAGAUAAUCAGUAUUUUUUGCAAAGAUGACACCAUUAUGUCUUAUAUUUAAUGAGCUUUCUCUCUCCAGGUUAAUGUGUAACUUCCAGUGUGACCAUUCCCUUAAGUGCAUUUUGAUUUACUGAAUACCAGAUUUGUUUAUGCUUUUGGUUGGAAUUGUUGCAGCCUUUGACUGGCUCUGGUUUGCCCCUUUUAUUUACUGUAUGCUGUAAGAAUUUCAUUUCUCAGAGAAAUGUUUAAACUAUUGCACUUAGUAUAGAGGUGAAGAGAUGCGGUGGUUAGACUGGACAACUUAAAAACCCAAAUUCUUUAAUUCUACCACUCACUGGGUGACUAUAGGCAAAUCACUUGACCUCUGUGCCUUAGGUUCCUCACCAAGGAAGUGGGGAUAAUGCUCAUGCAUUCUGCCGAGCACUUUGAAGAGCUUUUGAUGUGGAAGGCACUGUAUAUGGAAGUGCAAAAAACCUUUCCUGAUAAGGCUCAGUCUGAGCUUAGGAGCUAGCUCCCAAUUAAAGCGUUAUUUUUUUGUACUUUUGAGAGCAGAAUGCAAUGUUACUUUUAAUAUAUGUAAAAGUUCAUAACUUGUUGUGGAGAUUAAUUCUGACUAAUAAUGAAUGGAAUCGCUUCAAAGCAUAAUGAGCUAUAUAAAAUGGGGCAUAUCAUGUUGAAGUUGUACAGGUAUUUUGGUUGACUCUAUUAGAUGUGUAUAAAUUCAGUUUUCAGUAACUGACUGCUUAAAAAAAAAAAAAAAACAGCUGAUACCUUAAUACAAUGCUACAUUAGAGUAUAUACUCUGCAGCUUCAAGUUCAGCUACUGAUCACAUCUCACUUAGUGUACUAGUGUGUUAAAAUCCAGAUAAAAUGCCGUUGGUACUUAAAGCAAUGUACACAAUUCUCACUUAAGUUUAAAAAUACGUAUUUGUGACUUACAUUGAUAUUGGGGUAUAUUUCUGGUUUUAACGAAAGGAAAAUCUAAAAAUUAAGGAAUUAGCAGGUGAAUUUAAAAAACAAAAAAAAAAGUAUGUAGGCUUAUGACUGACCAGUGUGUGCCACUGGCACAAAGUUCAUAGAAUGAUUUAAGAAGAGACUUUCAGAGGUUGUCUAGUCUAUCACUGUUGUUGUGCAAUUGAAUUUUGCUCAGAGGAUGGCAUUACACGACCUCUCUUGACCACCUGGGCCAGUAUUUGACAAUUUUCAAGGUGAAAAAAAUGUUUCCUUGUAGCUAACUGGAAUUGUCUGUGUUCCAAUCUGUAUCCAGUGCCUCUCAUCCUAUCAUUACACCUGCAAGAAGUGUCUGGCUCUGUCUUCUCUACAGCCUCCCCUUAAAUGAAGGCAACAGUAAGAUCUUCCCAAAGCCUUCUCUGAAGACAGACCCAGCUCUCUCAGGUUUUCUUUGUACAUAAUCUGGUGCAGUAAUCUCGGUGGCCUUGUGCUCUGCUCACUCUAGUACAUCAGUGUUUGUCCCCAGUGUCUGGGGAACCCAAAUUCUGGAUGCCAAUCAACAUCAAAAUACAAACUGUUCAGCUGGUGCCUGAAGAUGUGCUGCUGGAAUUUGAGGGUGUCAGGUUUUUUUCAAAGUACUAGAUCAGUUUUCAUGUAAAUCAACGAUGAAGGGUAGACAGUGAGAAUAAAUUAAUACAAAAAAUUACCUCCCACAGCAAAACUGCAGUUUGGCUUUUCACUUUUUUUUCCUUCCCCCUUCUGGGAAUGGAGAAAUACUGUUUGUAUACUCUGUGCCACCAAAGAGAACCAGCAUGUUCUGCUGUUGUAUUUUGGAAGCCUGAAGCCUUGAUGCUGCAAGAACAAAUGAAAAACAGUGAAACUCAUUAUAACAUCCACAAAAAUCCUGCUGCUUAACUGUAUAAAUAUUUAAGAUUACAAUAAAUAUUCUGUUACAUCUUAACAAUUUUGAUUUCAUCAAAAAUACUGUAAUGUGGAACCGUAAAUACUGUCUUACCAUGAGUUUACAGGAGCUUACACUGAGUUCUUUCUCUGCCAUAAUCUUAAGGUGUGAAUCCUGGAAUGCUUAAAAGCUGGUUACAUCAAAAGUUAAAUUCUAAGUAAAUUAACUGUUAAAUACUUUUCUCUUUUUUGAACUUUAAUUUGUACAUUGUGAAGUUUUCCUUCCAGGAUAAAUAUAAUGCUACAGUUAGGUUUGAGCCACAAUCAUGUAGUGAUUGCUAGCUGCUUUCUCAUAGCCAAAAAAGAUGUUUUGUUUUUCAAAUUUUCUUAUGCUCUUAUUCUAUCAAAUUACCUAACAAGCAGUGAAGAGAGUAACUUCUGUGAAUAGCACAACAGUGACUAAUCUUGCACUCUGCAUUGCUUAAACUGUCAGCACGUAUUUUAGCUUGCACUUGAGAAAUGAGAAACAUGUUUCUCAUACCGCAAAUGUUGCUUUUUUGACACCAUUGCUUUCUUUGUAGUGAAUAAAUUUCUAUUAAAGAUGAAAAUAAAUCCC
This is a messenger RNA of Rhea pennata, 5266 nucleotides long. RefSeq names its product zinc finger and BTB domain containing 24 (gene ZBTB24). Gene Ontology annotation, molecular function: RNA polymerase II cis-regulatory region sequence-specific DNA binding; protein binding; DNA-binding transcription factor activity, RNA polymerase II-specific. The record is from RefSeq and is a predicted model, not a curated record. Gene Ontology annotation, cellular component: nucleus. The transcript is spliced from 7 exons. Bases 89 to 2386 code for a protein of 765 amino acids. Gene Ontology annotation, biological process: regulation of transcription by RNA polymerase II. Lineage: Eukaryota; Metazoa; Chordata; Aves; Rheiformes; Rheidae.